Ixodes scapularis (black-legged tick) is the source of this 2680-nucleotide messenger RNA. RefSeq names its product innexin inx2. Gene Ontology annotation, biological process: phototransduction. Bases 344 to 1429 code for a protein of 361 amino acids. Lineage: Eukaryota; Metazoa; Arthropoda; Arachnida; Ixodida; Ixodidae. Gene Ontology annotation, cellular component: plasma membrane; gap junction. Gene Ontology annotation, molecular function: gap junction channel activity. The transcript has a single exon. The record is from RefSeq and is a predicted model, not a curated record.
GGGCUUUCGCGCUUCGCAGAGGGGUUGCUGCAUCCAUGCCUUCAGCCGUAAUGCCAGCUACGCCAGCCAGCCAGUCUCCCCUCGCCCUUUCCUCUCUCAGAAACGUCGACGAGCCAAAUAGUGAAAGACUACGCGGCUGGGGCCCCAAUGCAGGAUAAAGAGUCUCCCCACCGCCUCCUUCCUGCAACGUCAUUGGCUCAAAGUUGCCACGUGGGUGAGGGAGAAACAAGUUUCUGCGCUCGCCGCUCGAACGGAACAGUGUGCCUGUGCUGGCUCGGAGGAGCCACAAGUGUCAGUCAGUGGCUGAAAGAGCCGAGGCGCACUCGCCGGACCGAACGCCAACAUGGAUCAGCUCUUCGGGAACUUGAAGGGCUUCUUCAAGACCGACUUUACUAUCAUCGACAACAAUGUGUUCCGACUGCACUACAAGGCGACGGUGUGCAUCCUGAUAGCCUUCAGCAUCCUGGUCACCGGCAGGCAGUACAUCGGUGAUCCCAUCGACUGCAUCUCCAAGGACGCCGUGCCACCGAACCUACUGGAUACGUUCUGCUGGAUCCACACGACCUUCUCACUCACAGACGCCUGGCACAAAAAGGUCGGUGUCCAGGUGCCCUACCCCGGUGUGGACAAGUACACGCCGGGCGAAAAACGUGUAUACCAUGCCUACUACCAGUGGGUGUGCUUCGUUUUAUUUCUACAAGCGGUCCUCUUCUACGUACCGCGCUACUUCUGGAAGGCCAUCGAAGGAGGACGCGUCAAGAACCUUAUCUUGGGCCUGAACAACCCGAUUCUUCCCGAAGAGGCGAAAGAGAAUAGUAAAAAGCUAUUGGUCGAGUACCUGUCGAUCAACCUCAACAACCACAACCUGUUUUUCUACGGCUACGUGGCGGCGGAGGUCAUGAACUUCGUCAAUGUUGUCGGCCAGAUGUUCCUCAUGGAUAUGUUCUUGGGCGGCGAAUUCUCCAGCUACGGUUCCAAGGUGCUGCAGUUCACCGAGUGGGACUGGUCCGUACGGUACGACCCCAUGAUCAAGGUCUUUCCGAGGCUAACAAAGUGUACCUUCCACAUGUAUGGUUCUUCCGGAGACGUGCAAAAGCACGAUGCCAUGUGCAUCCUGCCCAUCAACAUCAUCAACGAGAAGAUCUACGUCUUCCUCUGGUUCUGGUUCAUCAUUCUGGCGAUCAUGUCCGGUGUUGUCCUCAUAUACCGGGCGGUGAUCAUCUUCAUCCCCAGGGUGAGGUUCAUUGUUCUUCGAAACCGAGCUAAGCUGGCCAACAAGGACUACGUCGAGAGGGUGUGCGACCGCAGCAAGCUGGGAGACUGGCUUGUGCUCGACCUUCUCUGCAAGAACAUUGACCCGAUCAACUUCAGAGAUCUCAUCAACGAGUACGUCCGUCGCCUCGACCACAAGAGUCUUGACAACGCGUAACACGCACUGCCCCCUUCGAUUUAUGAAGGUAGUUUUUGAGGUUGCAUGCAUGACGUUGUCCUUUUUACUCGUAGGCAACAAAUCCGCAUCGGGUCUUUUUUCUUUGUUCUACUUCUAGGGCUUUUAAAGUUUUCCGUCACGUCAUUCCAUGAAAGAGUAAAAAUGAAAGGGUCCAAUUUUGUCUUCGUUGUUCUAACUUGCUAGAAAUAAGAAGAGAAACAGCUGGUAAAAAAACACGCAGCAGUCUUGUUUUUCGUAAGGAGCGAAAGUUUGCAGGCGAGCUGGUUGGCAAACAAUCUAAACCCUGAGUCUUGUCCGUUAUUUUCUUUGUCUCAGAGUUUAGGUUAUGUUGUUUCUCGUGCAGCGUUUUGCAUUUAGCAUAGCGAAUAGAAGUGCCAAUUUUAUGAAGAGAUCUGACUUAUCCAGCGCGGGACCAGCCGAUGUAGCGCUGAUACUAUUUUUGUGAAUCUCUUACACGUUUCAUUGUCUAUGCAAAGCCUGAAGAACAAAGGGUAUUUAUGAAAAGAAAAGAAACCAUGCAAUGUGACUAUACGUAGUUACGCAAGCAGUGUGUUGUUUUUGUUUUAUUUUUCUUUCGAGCAAAAACAUUUUGGUCAAGUCAACGCUUCGCCUAUACUCUGCCCGAUGUCAAGGUACCAAGAAUGGCAAUAUAUUUUUUUAGAAGUCUACCUUUACUCUGUGCCUUUGGCAAAAGCAACAAAAAUCCAACGUCUUCCAGCGUAUUUCGUGGCGACUCGUCUCUUAUUUAACGUUGCACAGAGACCAUGUCGCACGCCAUCCUCUCAUGUGUUAUGUCUGCGGUCGCGUAUGAUUGCUUCAUUUUGUCAUGUUGCUCGUUUCCAGGAGAGAGGUCGGAAUAUUUUUGUACUUGUGUUUGCUUAGGGCGCAAUGCAAUGCAAGAUGGUUGCGGUGCUGUGAACCUGCAGUAGACUACUGUAGAGAGGAAUGUACGAACGUGAUGUCUUGUUUCGUUGUCCCUUUUUUUUUUUUUCUUUCUUUGGCGUAUCAUUAAACUGUACCAGGAAGAGACUGCCACUAUUAUUCAUCUUUUUUUUUCUUGUCGUUUUACGCGUACGUGAACGGAUUUUUUUUUACUACCUAAGGUACAUUGUAAGAUAGUGUGAUAAUGAUUUUCUUUUUAUUUUUCUCAUUGCUUUUUUUGCUGGUUUUUGUAAGAAUGCAAGAGCAAGUCUGGAUGUCCUUCUUUAUGAAUAAAUGUUAUAUGCAGAA